CGGAGGAGAGGAGCCGCCGGCGCCACAGCCGCCGUCAGGGCAUGAGGAUGGCCGUAGGCUCCGUCAAGAUGCAGCCGCCGUGCGAGAGCCCGGCCCUGGCCGCGGCGGCGGCCGCGGUGGCGGCGGACGGCGCCCUGCGCCGCAGCCCCAGCGCCCGCGAGCCCGAGCGCGAGCCGCCCGCGGCGUCGCUGCGGCCGCGCCUGAAGGACCUGCCGGCGCUGCUGCGGAGCGGGCUCACGCUGCGGAGGAAGCGGAGCGCCGCCGGGGGCCGGACUCUAUCAAGGAGAAUUUCCAAUCCAUACCUUGAACAUACUCCUUCUCAGAUUUAUGGGGAGAACUCAUCAUGCGCAGGAAGAGCAUUGAGGAAUAUUAUUAUCGUUCAGGCAGCUGACCUGGUAAAGGACAGAGUGAACCUCAAGGGAUUUUACAGGAGAAGUUGUGUGGGGUCGGAACUCGUGGACUGGCUUCUGGAACACUGUCCUUUUGUCCAGUGCAGAUCUAUGGCCAUUGGUGUGUGGCAGCUCCUGCUGGACAUGGGAAUUAUGUCAUCAGUGGACCAGCAUCUGUACUUUCAAGAUACUUAUGUUUUCUACCAGUUUUCAUCUGAUGAAUGCAGCUACUUGUACUGUGAAUUUGAAAGGGAAGAAGAAUGGCAAAAUGGUGUCAAGCUGUUGCUGCAACUUGUGCCUCUGAUUCCAGCAAGAGCAGGCGUCUGUGAGCUGUCCCAUCAGAAAAUUGAAGACCCUGAAGAAAGCAGUGAUGAAAUUCUUGCUCGGUUAACAUCUGCGGUGCAGAGAGAGCUAGCAGCUGUUAUUGCUUUGAAAGCAAGGAAGUCUGCAAUUGAACAGGAUGAAGAAAGUAGUGGCAGAGACAUAGCUGUGACUGAAGCAGAAAGUGUUCCAGAUUCUCAGGCGGGAGUGAUGUGCAAGCUUCAGGAGAGAGAUGAUAUCGGGCGCAUUGAACUGGUACAGAAGUUGGCAAGAGAAAAUUGUCAGUUUCUGCUGACCGACAAAAAAGAAUUGGAGAAGUCUGAACACCAAGAGGAUGAAGUGACGACGGUGCAGGUUAAAGAGCAAGACCGGAAUGUCCUGGUGCUGAAGAAAGUGCUGGGCUGUGGCCCAGCCCCCACCGCGGGGAGUGCCGAGGGCGAAGGGAGAUAUGUGGUAGUGUCUGGGACCCCGGAGAAGAUCCUGGAGCACCUUUUGAAUGACUUGCACCUGGAGGAAGUCCAGGACAAAGAAACAGAGACCCUCCUUGAUGAUUUCCUCCUCACGUACACAGUCUUCAUGACAACUGAUGACUUGUGCCAGGCGCUGUUAAGACAUUAUUCUGCUAAGAAGUAUCAAGGCAAGGAAGAAAACUCAGAGGCACCAUGUCGGAAACGUAAAGUCUUACAUCUUGUUUCCCAGUGGAUUUCUCUGUACAAAGACUGGCUCCAUGAAGAUGAACAUUCAAAAAUAUUUUUAAAGACCAUAUACAGAAAUGUACUGGAUGAUGUCUAUGAAUAUCCCAUACUGGAAAAAGAAUUGAAAGAAUUUCAAAAGAUACUGGGAAUGCAUCGCCGUCACACGGUGGAUGAGUAUUCACCACAGAGGAAGAAUAAAGCCCUUUUCCACCAAUUCAGUCUUAAGGAGAACUGGCUCCAGCAUAGAGGAACUGUGACUGAAACAGAGGAAAUUUUUUGUCAUGUGUAUAUCACAGAGCACUCCUAUGUCAGUGUGAAGGCAAAAGUUUCUAGCACAGCCCGAGAGAUCCUGAAGGUUGUGGCAGAAAAGAUUCAGCAUGCAGAAGAGGAUCUGGCUCUGGUGGCCAUCAUGCUCUCUGGGGAAAAGCAUGAGCUUCAGCCAAAUGACUUGGCCGUUACCAAAUCUCUGGAGGCGUCUAGUCGGAUCUGUGUCUACCGGAAGGACCUGGCUGAUACAUUGAACCCGCUUGCAGAAAAUGAGGAAUCACAGCAAAGACCCAUGAGGAUUCUGGGAAUGAACACUUGGGAUCUUGCUUUGGAAUUAAUGAAUUUUGAUUGGAGUCUGUUCAAUUCAAUUCAUGAGCAAGAGCUAAUCUACUUCACCUUCAGCAGACAAGGAAAUGGGGAACACACUGUGAACCUCAGCCUUUUGCUCCAGAGAUGUAAUGAAGUCCAGCUCUGGGUGGCCACAGAGAUUCUGCUUUGCAGCCAGCUGGGCAAACGAGUGCAGCUGGUGAAAAAAUUCAUCAAAAUUGCAGCUCACUGCAAAGCCCAGCGAAAUCUGAACUCUUUCUUUGCUAUUGUGAUGGGUCUCAACACUGCCUCUGUCAGCCGGCUGUCACAAACCUGGGAGAAAAUCCCUGGGAAGUUUAAGAAACUUUUCUCUGAACUUGAAAGUUUGACAGAUCCUUCCCUAAAUCACAAAGCCUACAGAGAUGCAUUCAAAAAGAUGAAGCCACCAAAAAUCCCAUUCAUGCCCUUACUACUUAAAGAUGUAACAUUUAUUCAUGAAGGAAAUAAAACAUUUCUGGAUAAUCUUGUCAAUUUUGAAAAACUGCACAUGAUUGCAGACACUGUCAGAACCCUGAGACACUGCAGGGCUAACCAGUUUGGAGGCGAUGUGUCCCCAAAGGAGCACCAAGAGCUGAAGUCCUACGUCACCCACCUGUAUGUCAUCGACAGCCAGCAGGCCCUGUUUGAGCUCUCCCACAGGUUGGAGCCCCGGGCCUGAGCCGCCCGCCCAUCCCCCUCUGACUGCGCAGCGCCUGGCUUGGAGUGAAUGGAAGGGAAGGCCACCGCCCAGCACAUUGCUUCCUGUGAGGAAAGGAGUGGCUGAGUUUUAUCAGUAAACUCUAAGAUGUGCCCAGGAAAGGAGACCAAGGCGGGGUCAGGAAGUGACAUCAGCCGCCAGACCCGGGAAAGGCCCCUCCACUGGACUGUCAGAACUGGAGGAACAGAGCCAGGAGCAUCCUUAGAAUGGAGGAGUGUGGUGUCCUGCCAUCAUGUUGUAGAUCCAGUCCAUCUGUGUUUCAACUUGAGAUAUACCAGCAGGGAGAGGAGGAAGGGCAUCUUGACAGGGUGAACAAAUACUUCAGUCAGAGCUUGCUUGCAGGAGCAAGGAGUUCUAGUCUGCCUGUGUCAGACUCCUGUCCACAGGCUGCCAGGUUUUGAGAACAUGAUGACCAUGACGGCAUCUCUAGUUGUCCAGGGAAAGGGAGAGGCCUCUGGGGCGUAAACUCUGCAUCACCUCUAGAGUCAAGAAGACACGCAGCUGUCCUUCAGGCCCUGCCUGCCCAGCAGGUGGGCAGUGCCCAAGCGUGCACUUCAUGCUCUCAAUCACACAGCAAUGAAUGCUUGCAGGCGAAAUUAAUUUCUGUUCAGCUGAUUUGCAACAAUAGACAAAGUAGAGUAAAGUGGCUUUCCCAAUAAGGAGACAUCCCAUUAUUUAGUUUCUGGGGAUUUCCUUUAUAUUUGUAAGUGCACAUUUUGUUUUGUUUGUCCUAGGCACAGUAUGAUUUUCAGAAAAGCACAGAGCCUGAUAUACUGGGCACUCAAUAGCUGUGUGUGGAGAGGACAGAGCCUUUUCCUGAGGAAGCCUCAGCACCUCCACGCCAUGGGCAACUCCCUGCUGGCAACUCCCCCAGCCUGCAAGAACGCUGCCAACAAGGGAGGCUAGGCUGGGGGCAGAACUUAGCACCCCUGAAAAAGGGAGAGAUUAUCCAUCUUUUGGCAGAUGUUCUCAGAAACACUCAGAUGUCCGAUUUGUGUUGGAGCCUAGUCCAUGCGCUCACCAAAGCAGAGCCUUGCUGUAAUUCCCAGAGUCGCGUAGUCUCCUGAAUCUUUUUUACUAUCCCAUGUGUACCAGUUAAGCCUCUUACAGCAAUUAAGACCUCUUGUUGUCCUCAAGGACUGGUUAGAGGAUUUCCCUCAACCAUCGAAGAAACAAAAAGCCUGUGGUUGAAAUGAGCCAGUUGUCUCUGCUAGCUUGACACCUGUUGCUUUGCUGAGUCCGCAGCCCCCUACUUCAUGUAUUCGGUCCAUUCGUGCUGCAAACGUGUGAAGCGUGCGUGCUUCUUGACAUUUCUGCCUGUUCAUCUAAUGGGCUCCUGCACCGACCUGCCUGUGUCUCUCCAACACCUCAUUCAGCCUCAUUACCGAGCUCAGUUUCCUAGCCUUUCUGACAUCUUCAUAGCAGUGCUGUUUCCUGGGCUCAGGAACCACAGUGAACUUGAGAUUCUGUGGGAAAGAAGCAAGCAGACAUAUUGUGGUAUAGGACUUUCAAAAAGACUCAGUCUUGUCCAGCAUGUAAAACUGGAGUCCUGAAAUCUUACAGGGUUUUAUAGAAAUGUUCCAUCCAUGGCUAGUCUACUUGUAAAAACUACUUCAUGCUCCUCCCGCUAGAGGGCUUGAGUCCACAGAAUCAGACUUCACUUAAAAAUCCCUCCUCUUAGCAAUGCCAACACCUGUUUGUGUCUGUUCUCCAAGCUAGCAACUAGGGUUUAGCCAGCGUAACUAUGUAAGGACAUUUCAGCCUUGUCUCUGUGAUUUUUAAAUUUAAUUUCACAUUAGAUCUACAUUACACCAAAUAGAACAUUAUCUACAGAGGACUAGUUUUGAGUGGAGAUCUAUUUCAAUACCUGUUACUUAGAUUCCAAUAUGUACACUUGACCAAAUACAGCCAUACAUUAUGUCAAAGCACAUUUUGUACUACCUAUUCAGACCAUCCCAUGUAGCAUGAGUGGAAAUGGCCAGAGAGGAAGGGGUACUUAGCUACCCUUUCUUCCAAAGCAAAAGGAAAAUGGGAUUUUGUUUGGUUUAGAUCUGCUUUUUUAAUCUUUGUCUUCUGAAUGUCGAAAUCUCAACAUCUUUCUGAAAUUCAACUAUUGUUUUCCUAGAGAUUCUUUUUCCAGGCAACAAACUCAGAAAUUUUAGAAGCUUUGAGGAGUCUUAACCUGUGACAGAAUUGUGGGAACCAGCUUUUGUACCAUAGGAAGCUGUUUCUGAGGAGUCUGAGCUGACGUUGAAUGGGUAUUAUAGGACUAGAACAUUCCUAGCAGUGGGUAGAGGCCCCAGUCCUUUGCAGGUGCUCACCACGGCCUCUUAGACCUGGUUCUCUUCCAAUUAGUAGAUGGAUGGACUAUGAGGUGUCUGAGCUCUCUUCUCUGUCUCUUUGGAGUUUAGUGAUUGCAUAAAAUCUCCAUUCGCUUCAAAACUCUUCUGUGAUAUGGCACCUUCAUCAGCAGACAGUGACCUCGCACCUCCACAGAUGUUCUUUGUGAACAGCACAACUCAGCCACAGUGCUGGGGCUCUUUGAAUCCGUGAGCAUUGCAGUACAUAAGCCAGCCUUGCUUAGAAGUUAGUACAGGGUAGCAGAACACACGUUCCUAUAGGCAGAAUCACAACCUUCUCAAAUUUUUUUAAAUAAAUUACAGAAAUAUAGUUUAUGUCCCAUAAACUAUAUUAGACAUUCACUGUCACGGUCUUACAGUGCCCCGAUGUUUCAGUGAACUAUGACUACACUCACACUUUUCUAGUAUCCUUAAUUAUAUGUGGAAUUAACUCACUUUCUAGAACAGUUACCUACACAGCAGGUAGCGUGGCACAUGCCCUGACUUCAAAGGCAUGAGGGUAAACACAACAGCCUCUGAGUGGGGGAGAGGGGGUGCUGGGGGAGGGCUGCACCCUAGAGCCAGCCUUUCAUUCACAGCCCUGCAGUUUUGCUGAAUCACCCGGCAUGGCCCACUGAGCUUCUCUAAAAUGGAGCACAAACAUUAACAUUUGGGAGAGCAACCCCUCCCUCAAUGCAGGAUUUCUUCUCACUGCUGCAAAGAUAUGUCCUUAAAAUUUCAGCUCGCUCACCUUUGAGCAGGCCUGUUUCACUUCAGACUGUAGAGGAGAAAAGAUUUUUUUAAUUGCCAAAAAAAAAAAAGUUAGAUGAAAAUGAGCUACUGUGUAAAGCAAAGCUGUAUAUAUGAAACAUUUUCUAGCAGAGUAAUAUUUAUUUGCAUAGCCUAUUUAUUGUAUUCGUAUCACACUGUUAUUAAAUACUGGGAUGAAAUUGAUGACCAGAAGCAAGGAAUCUUGCCUUUUAAUGUACCAUUACUUAGGGCUGCUGUGAUAUUGUCAGCUUGCAUUAACACUUAGAUGAUAGGAAACCCGCCGUCGGGAUAUCUACCUAACUUCUCAGGGACUACACUUGUAGUUUUCCACCAUUAUUCGCACUGGUAAAUAUGAAACGUCCGUUGAAUUACCAGAAUUGCCAUUAACAGUGUUUCCUUUGUCAUCUCUCGGCUUUCUGCCUCUGUAUAUAUGACUGGGCUGUGUAUUUAUCAAAGCUAGGAAGCAAUAAUUUAUAUGUAAAAAAUGGACAAGCAAUAUAAGGUUAAAACUUAUAUAAGUAAGCAUUACCUUAUCUUGUAUUUUCAAGUGUUUUUUUUUAACUGCUUUUCCAAAUAUAAGACUAUGUUAAAGAUA
Dipodomys spectabilis (banner-tailed kangaroo rat) is the source of this 6440-nucleotide messenger RNA. RefSeq names its product Rap guanine nucleotide exchange factor 5 (gene Rapgef5). Gene Ontology annotation, biological process: positive regulation of GTPase activity; Ras protein signal transduction. Gene Ontology annotation, molecular function: guanyl-nucleotide exchange factor activity. The coding region runs from base 42 to 2696 and encodes 884 amino acids. The record is from RefSeq and is a predicted model, not a curated record. Gene Ontology annotation, cellular component: plasma membrane. The transcript is spliced from 26 exons. Lineage: Eukaryota; Metazoa; Chordata; Mammalia; Rodentia; Heteromyidae.